This is a messenger RNA of Alligator sinensis (Chinese alligator), 975 nucleotides long. RefSeq names its product free fatty acid receptor 2-like. Gene Ontology annotation, molecular function: G protein-coupled receptor activity. Gene Ontology annotation, cellular component: plasma membrane. The record is from RefSeq and is a predicted model, not a curated record. The transcript has a single exon. NCBI's taxonomy places the organism in Eukaryota, Metazoa, Chordata, Crocodylia, Alligatoridae. Bases 1 to 975 code for a protein of 324 amino acids. Gene Ontology annotation, biological process: cellular response to fatty acid; G protein-coupled receptor signaling pathway.
AUGGCCUUCCCCUUCAAGUCACUGGUCCUCUUCGUCUACAUCUUCACCUUCCUCACGGGGCUGCCUGCCAACCUCUUUGCCUUCGUCACCUUCAUGCGCCAGAUCCAGCACCAGUCCAACCCCGUGGCCGUGCUGCUGCUCAACCUCACCGUGUCCGACCUCCUCCUCCUCCUCUUCCUCCCCUUUAAGAUGGCUGAGGCAGCUGCUGACAUGAACUGGCCACUGCCAGGUUUCCUUUGCACCCUGACCAACUACUUCUACUACAGCAGCAUCUAUACGAGCACCUUCCUCCUCACGGCCGUCAGUGUGGAGCGCUACCUGGGCGUAGCCUUCCCGGUGCAGUACAAGCUGCGGCGGCGGCCGGCCUAUGCCAUGGUGACCAGUGUGGCUGUCUGGGUGCUGGCUGGCGCACACAGCGGGAUCGUCUUCAUCUCUGAGGUGCAGACACCUGGCACCAACAUCACCCGUGCCAAUGUCUCCCGGUGCUACGAGGACUUCACUACAGAACAGCUGCAGGUGGUGUUACCUGUCCGCCUGGAGGUCUUCCUUGUCCUCUUCUGCCUCCCGUUCACAGUCACCCUCUUCUGCUACGUCAACUUUGUGCGGAUCCUCCUGGCCCUGCCCAACAUCCCGCGGCGGAAGAAGUGCCGGGCAGUGGGGUUAGCCUUGGCCACCUUGGCCAACUUCAUGGUGUGCUUCGCCCCCUACAACAUCUCUCAUGUGGUGGGCUUUGUGGAGAACAAGAGCAUCCAGUGGCGGGUCUACGCCCUGCUCCUCAGCACCUUGAAUGCCUCCUUGGACCCUGUCAUCUUCUACUUCUCCUCCUCUGCUGUCCAGAAGGCCCUGGUGGGGUCCUGGCUUGUGCUGGGGAAGCGGCUGCAUGCCAUGGCACCCCUCUGCUACUGCCUGCACGGAGGCAGGGAGGACCAGGUGGGCAACAGGGACAAGGUCGAGGUCGAGGGAUCAUCCACCUGA